Rhizopus microsporus ATCC 52813 is the source of this 1299-nucleotide messenger RNA. Its product is annotated as Oxysterol-binding protein. NCBI's taxonomy places the organism in Eukaryota, Fungi, Mucoromycota, Mucoromycetes, Mucorales, Rhizopodaceae. Gene Ontology annotation, biological process: maintenance of cell polarity; piecemeal microautophagy of the nucleus; endocytosis. Gene Ontology annotation, cellular component: intracellular membrane-bounded organelle; membrane; cytosol. Gene Ontology annotation, molecular function: oxysterol binding. The transcript has 4 exons. Bases 21 to 1259 code for a protein of 412 amino acids. The record is from RefSeq and is a predicted model, not a curated record.
CUUUUAUUUCUAUCAAAAAAAUGGCUAUAGGAUUUGGAAGCAAAGACAAAAAGAAUAGUAGCAAGGCUUUGGAUGAAGAACCGCCUUCAGAAAAUGAUGUCGACAAGUUAUCCGUCAAGAACUUGGAAGAAAAGAGUCAAUUUAGAGAAUUUAAAGAGUUUUUAAAAGUAGUUAUCAGUUUCACAGGUGACCUCUCUUCACUCACCUGCCCAGCUUUCUUCUUGAAUGGUCUCUCUUUAUUAGAAUAUGGCACCUACUGGGGUGAUCAUCCUGCUCUUUUCCAAGCUGUUACUCAAGCACAAUCUCCCGAAGACCGCAUGCUGUCUAUCUGUCGCUGGUUUAUUUCUACUCUAUGGGGUAGUUACGCUUCCCGUUGCACAGGUGGUAAAUUUGAAAAGAAGCCUUAUAAUCCAAUCUUGGGUGAGCAAUUUUUUUGUACCAUGGGCGAUGCUAAAUGCAUCUGUGAGCAAGUCUGUCAUCACCCCCCAAUUUCUGCCUUUUAUCUCGAAGACGAAAAGGCAGGUGUCAGUUUAAAUGGCCAUACUGGACAAAAAUCAAAAUUCAAAGGAACUUCUAUCCGUGUUGAACAAGUGGGGCGAGCUGUUUUAUAUCUCAAGCAAUAUGAUGAGCAAUACAUGCUUGAUUUUCCAGAUAUUCUUAUUCGAGGUGUACUUACUGGUGGAGCCUUUAUUGAAUUAGGAGGAGUAUGUACAAUUGUGGGCAGCAAUAACACAAAGGCAACGAUCGAGUUUGUACCCAAGCCAUGGUUUGGUGGAGAAUAUAAUCACAUCAAGGGAUGGAUUUAUCACGAUGACAAAGUUCAAUACCAACUUUCGGGCCGCUGGAGUCAUCAAUCAUUUUACUCAAAAGGAAAGGAUAGCAAAAAGGAGCUAUUAUUUGAUGCAGAAGCUGAACCGAUGGCAAAGCGUGUGACACCACCUGUUGAGGAACAAUCUGAAAUUGAAUCACACCGCGUUUGGGGACCAGUAACAGAAGCACUAAAGCAAAAGAAUUACAAGGUGGCUAACAAGGAAAAGACACGAAUUGAAGAAUGGCAACGAGGUAUUCGUAAAGAAAGGGAGGAAAAGAAGGAAGUUUGGGAGCCAAAGUUGUUCAAGUUCGAAAAAGAUGACGAUGCGUCAAAUGGAACCGACUAUCAAAAGAAAAACCAUGCAUUAAGAACAAAAAUGGACUUGCAUCAUCACUUAGAUUCGGGUGCUUGGACUUAUGUUCACUCACUUCACACAAGAAAGCAGUAGAUUAGCAUCAUAAUAGUACAUAAUAAUAAAUUCAUUACAG